AUGAGAACAAUAUCUAUUGUGAUCGGAUUUGUUCGUACACAGGUCUACUAUCUCAAUGAGACAGAAGUCAAACCACAGUUACUCUACGUAUUUCCAAAUAAUCAACAACAAUUGAAGCCAAUGAAUUUGCAGCAACUGCCUCACCGUAUCGUUAAUCUAGUGGUAUGGAAUUCUCAAAUUGUUGGUCUUGUUCUUGAUGCUCCCAGUGUUCUUCUUAUUCCUUCAAGUCCUCCAGGUCACUGUAGUGCAUUAAUAGAGGAAUAUGAUGAUAUAGCAGUAUACAAACCGAAACCCUGUAUACCAGGUACUCAUCAAGUCAAUAGAAGUUUUGGACCUUGUGUGAUAUGUCCGCCUGGUUGGAAAAAUGAUGGUAGUGCUGGAGAGAUAUGCGUCAGAUGUGCGACAAAUCAUACAUCAUGGUGUUUUGGUGCUGCUAUUCAUGAAAUUGAUGUGACGAACAUCACCAGUUACGAUCAGGCGAAUCCUUAUCCAGAGUCACCUUAUGCGACAGAAUUUGAUGAUAUACUUCUUCAGAAUAUUUUUCAAUUGUCCAUCAUAACAGUACAUUGUCUUUUGCUUUCACCCAUAUUCUGGACAUGUGUUGCGAUCGGUGGUUCUCUUAUCAUUUUUAUUAUUAUCAAAAUUCUUUCAUGCCGUUCGAAAUCUAAAAAAACACAACGAUUUCUUGAAAAAAUCUUGUCUCAUUGUGAUGUGAUCGGCGAAGGAAAGUACUGGUUGGGUGGACUGAUAUCAUUAUCACUACUCGUUCUUAUCAUAUUUGCUUGCAAGUUCAGCAUAUCAUUUAGUUAUUUGUAUCCAAUCGAAGAAACAUCAUUGAAUGAACGACAAGGUGUAUCAUGCGAUGAUUCACUGUUCAAUGCUAAACUCACCAGUUCAUUACAGUUACUAUCGACACUCAAACAUGAAGAUGAGAAGCCAAUAUUUGACUUGCUCAGCAAGCAAAACAUCACUAUGACUGUUCAAUUCAUUAGCACAGAUUAUACAUGCAAAAAUGUAUCACUGCUACAAAUUCGAGAUCGCGGACUUCACAUUCCAUCCACAAAUUUCAGCUGUUCGGAGACUAAAAAAAUAUUGACCAUUUCCAAACUAUUACCACAGCAUAUUAUCAAUUUGAAAUUGACCUUAAAUGGGCCAUAUUUUAUCGGUGGACUUCGUCUCUGUUUUUCAGCACCUUCGGCUACAAAUAUCAGUGCUCAUUCAAAGGUUCAACAAAUGGACACUUGCCAAUUCUUCUUCACUCCAAAUCAAACUCUAACAAGAAAUCCUACAGUAAACAUCAAAAUGACCAAAGUAAUCAAUCAAACUGCCAGCUUGAUGAUUUCUAAUAAUACAACAUACACAGGCCUUUGGUUACCUUCUUUCAUUGUCGAUACUCUCACGGAUGAACUACUCUUCUCGCUAGAUGCUGAAUAUCUUCGUUAUGUACCUGACAAAACUAUUCUGGUUGUAGUAAUAACUGAAUCUGAGUUCUAUAUGAAAAAUACACAAGAACCUAUUGCUCGUCACUAUGAGAUCAUUUUUAGCACAAUUCUAUUUGCAAGUAAGAUUUUAGUUGUAAUGGAUCGUAGAGUAGAAAUACAUAUGUGUACAUAUUCAUUUUAG
Messenger RNA from Rotaria sp. Silwood2, 1623 nucleotides. The record is from the annotation of a GenBank genome assembly. Lineage: Eukaryota; Metazoa; Rotifera; Eurotatoria; Philodinida; Philodinidae.